Messenger RNA from Penicillium lagena, 237 nucleotides. RefSeq lists its product as uncharacterized. The coding region runs from base 1 to 237 and encodes 78 amino acids. Lineage: Eukaryota; Fungi; Ascomycota; Eurotiomycetes; Eurotiales; Aspergillaceae. The record is from RefSeq and is a predicted model, not a curated record. The transcript has a single exon.
AUGAAGAUUUCGAAAAUUGCUACUCUGUUCACCUGGCUCCUUGUCAGCGUGCAAGCCGCCCCCAUCAAAGACACUACUGAGAUAAUCGAUGGUGGUGAAUUCACUUCGUCGGCCAGCAUCUGGGCUAGCUACGGUUACGACGACAAGAAGAAACGUGACGACUCUACCGAACUCAUCGAUGGCGGCGAGUUUACGUCGACGGCAGCCAUUUGGGCAAGCUACGGCUACGAUGAUUGA